AUGAAUAAAAAUAACAUAAAACAAGUAGAAACAUAUAUUGCAUUAUGGUAUAAUCAAUAAGUUCGUGUUAAUAUUUUACUAGAAAAAUAAUUAUUUCAUAUAGAUCAGUUUAAUACAUUUCAAUAUGUUAAAGAAAAAGUAUUUGCAAGAAUUAUAAUACUUGGAAUUAGAGAUAGUACAUUUAAAUUAUAAGUUCAUAUUUCUAAAUACCAUCAGUAAUUGAAACCUUUUAAAAAAGCUAUGUUUUUUUUAACUUAAAAUUAUUUACAAAUAUAUUAGAUGGACAUAACAGAUAAACUUUUAUAUCCCUUAAAAUUACUCAAGUUAUAUAUUUUGCUUUAGUUUUAAUAAUUAUUUAUUGUUAUAGAAAAGGAUGAUUAAAUUGAUUAGUUCAUUGUAAUUCAAAAAGAAAUUGAGAGAUAAGUUAUAAACGCAUCAGUAGAAAAUAAAAUUGUUUAAAAUUUUCAUAUGCUAAUUAUUUGA
Molecule: messenger RNA, 483 nt
Organism: Paramecium pentaurelia
Lineage: Eukaryota; Ciliophora; Oligohymenophorea; Peniculida; Parameciidae
Source: the annotation of a GenBank genome assembly